This is a messenger RNA of Pomacea canaliculata, 8809 nucleotides long. Its product is annotated as nuclear mitotic apparatus protein 1-like. Bases 442 to 7389 code for a protein of 2315 amino acids. Lineage: Eukaryota; Metazoa; Mollusca; Gastropoda; Architaenioglossa; Ampullariidae. The transcript is spliced from 23 exons. The record is from RefSeq and is a predicted model, not a curated record.
AUAGAUUAUUAUUAUUAUUGCAAUGUAAACAACCACUAAGUUUUCUUACAUAUACAGCUAGGCAAUAUUUAUACAAAGGCACUGCCAAACAGAUUUAAAUUGUACGUGAAUGAUACAAGCGUUUUGAAUUACAUCAGAUGCAACAAUACCUUUUUUUUCUUUUUUUUUUUAAAAUAAAGCUGCAGUUCUUUAGCGUGCAUGAUUACUUUCCUCUAAAAAUGGAAACGAAUAUUGUGUCGAAUGUUUCGCUUUCUUGUAUUCUAAAAUAAUUAUUUUUAAAAAUCUGCUACAGCACUCCAUUAAUGGACAACAACAACCUAUAGAAUGACACACACCGAAUCUGCGACAGAGUCAAGAAUGAGUAACAAUGUUUUAAAAAUUAAACCGACGGUGAAUUAUAAUCAGAAGAAACAGGUUGAUUAGCAGUUCCUUUUGAGCACAAUGAAUGUGCAAAAAUCAAGAGCACUUAUUGAAUGGGUAAGGGGACUAACAAAUAUUAAAGGAAGCAAGACAUUGACUGAGCUGAUUAAUGAUGGCGACAGCUACAUUCAGGUGUUGCAUCAUUUAGACCAUGGAGUUGCCAGUCAGCCAUUUUCUACAUGCAGAGAACGUGUUGAUGCUGUGCAGAAAUAUUUGGAAGAUUUUUACAACAUUGACUUCAGUGAUGGUCGAUUGAUCAACUUUGAAAACGUGAUUGCUGCAACACAUGGAGAAAGCAGUUAUGAAGAGGAAGCUGCAAAAGUUUUGCUGCUGCUGCUCUCUGCUGGUAUUCAAGAGAAGAAUGUGGCAAUCCUUGACAGGGCCAUGACUAUUGAUCCUUCUCUGCACUGGGAUGUGCGUCGCCUGAUAGAAUCAGUCGUUCGACCCGAUGACCCUACUUUCUCACUUCCACCUGAUUUUGCCAAAGUCUUUCAUGAACACUCUGUGGCAGCAGUGUGCAGCAGUCCUCUGCAAGUGAACACCAGUUAUCAUGCCUCACCUCUCAGACUGGCAUCUCUUUCUUCUCCGGCCACACCACUUGAGGAACUCAUCAACUCCCCUGUGUUGGCCAAGAAAAUGCUACGACGAGAAAAGGAACAAAGGCAAAAACUUGAGCGACAGCUCAGAGAAAAAACUGAAGCAUUAAAGAAAGCCCAACAUACAUUGCGCACUGAGUCACACUUACGCGAUGAGCUGGAAUUAGAUUUACAGGAAACUACAGCUCAGCUGGAGAAGAAAGAUCAUCGUAUAGCAGAACUUGAGCAGCAAUUACAAAGGAUGAGAUCUCUUCAAGACCGUCUAGAUGACCUGGGAAUGCUACAGUCAUCCAACAUGGAAAUGGAACGUGACAUAGAAGAGCUACGACAGCAAGCAUCACUUGUGGAGAGUUUGCAGCAAUACUGUAAGACUUUAACAGAAGAAAACAAGAAUGUGACUCAGGAGCUGGCUGAAUGCCAGGAAAAGCUUGACAAGUCAGAAUUAGCUCUUGCUGAGGCACAGAAAGCACAAAAAAGCUACCAAAAUAUGCAGUCACGUGUGAACAGUUUGGAAGAGCAGGUGGAAUUGCUGCAUAGUGGGAAAGAAAAGGCAUGGCAUGAUCGCCAGAUGAUGGAAAUGCAACUGGAACAUCUACGCAGUGUCAACCUCUCACUGCAGCACCAAUUGGCUGAGCCUGCUUCCCAGGGAGAUGACAGUGUCUGUGGUGGUGAGUGCAUGAGUGUGGUGACAGACAAGCUUGUUUGGGAGCUCCAGACUGAACUCGAUGCUAUAAAAAACACUUGGACAGAACCUGUAACCCAUGCAGCUGUUGUCAAGAACCUUGAAAAGGCCACAAAAGAAAAAGAAAAUCUUGAGCAAAGGCUUUGUGAGUUGGAGCUAAUGAAGAAGCAGCUUGAGGACCAUCUCAAUCUUUUGCAGCGUAAGUCAGAAAAAAAUACAGCCUCCCUGCUGCAGAUGGAGGCGGAGAAAGAGCAGUUACAGACCAACCUCACAGAAAUUCGUGAUUUAGUGGAAAAGGAGAGAAAGGAUGCUGCAGAGAAACUGUUGAAUGAAUUGCAUGUACUCUCUGAGAAACACAAAAAGGAACUGGAGGAAAAGCUGGUUAACAAAGAGGAUGAGUUCCAGAAUCUACUGGCAUUGAAGGAUGCUGAGAACCAGAGGAUGAUCCUUGUCAAAGAGUCAGAGUUUGAAAAGACUCUAGCACAAGAAGAAAGCCAGUGGAGAAGCAUAUUAGAAAAAAAAGAAUCCGAUUUUUGCUUAAUAUUGACAGAAAAAGAGAGAGAGUUAGCAGAGAAAGCUGCAGAAAAGGAGAGUUUGCUGCAAGAAAGGCUAAGGGAAAAUGCAGCCUCCCUGCUGCAGAUAGAAGCCGAGAAAGAGCAGCUACAGGCCAGCCUCACAGAAAUUUGUGAUUUAGUGGAAAAGGAGAGAAAAGAUGCUGCAGAGAAACUGUUGAAUGAAUUGCAUGUACUCUCUGAGAAACACAAAAAGGAACUGGAGGAAACGCUCGUUAACAAAGAGGAUGAGUUCCAGAAUGUACUGGCAUUGAAGGAUGCUGAGAACCAGAGGAUGAUCCUUGUCAAAGAGUCAGAGUUUGAAAAGACUCUAGCACAAGAGGAAAGCAAGUGGAAAAGCAUACUAGAAAAAAAAGAAUCCGAUUUUCACUUAAUAUUGACAGAAAAAGAGAGAGAGUUAGCAGAGAAAGCUGCAGAAGAGAAGAGUUUGCUGCAAGAAAGGCUAAGGGAAAAUGCAGCCACCCUGCUGCAGAUAGAGGCCGAGAAAGAGCAGCUACAGGCCAGCCUCAUAGAAAUUCGUGAUUUAGUGGAAAAGGAGAGAAAGGAUGCUGCAGAGAAACUGUUGAAUGAAUUGCAUGUACUCUCUGAGAAACACAAAAAGGAACUGGAGGAAAUGCUGGUUAACAAAGAGGAUGAGUUCCAGAAUCUACUGGCAUUGAAGGAUGCUGAGAACCAGAGGAUGAUCCUUGUCAAAGAGUCAGAGUUUGAACAGACUCUAGCACAAGAGGAAAGCAAGUGGAGAAUCAUACUAGAAAAAAAAGAAUCCGAUUUUCACUUAAUAUUGACAGAAAAAGAGAGAGAGUUAGCAGAGAAAGCUGCAGAAAAGGAGAGUUUGCUGCAAGAAAGGCUAAGGGAAAAUGCAGCCUCCCUGCUGCAGAUAGAAGCCGAGAAAGAGCAGCUACAGGCCAGCCUCACAGAAAUUCGUGAUUUAGUGGAAAAGGAGAGAAAAGAUGCUGCAGAGAAACUGUUGAAUGAAUUGCAUGUACUCUCUGAGAAACACAAAAAGGAACUGGAGGAAAUGCUGGUUAACAAAGAGGAUGAGUUCCAGAAUGUACUAGCAUUGAAGGAUGCUGAGAACCAGAGGAUGAUCCUUGUCAAAGAGUCAGAGUUUGAAAAGACUCUAGCACAAGAGGAAAGCAAGUGGAGAAGCAUAUUGGAAGAAAAGGAAUCUAAUUUUUACUUAACAUUGACAGAAAAACAACAGUGUCAGACAGCAUUACAAGAAAAGAAAUUAGAACUACAGCAGAAACUUGAAGAAAAAGAAACAGAGUGUGCCAGGAUCAUUGCUGACAAAGAAAGCCAGCUUCAGAAUGCAAAUAUCAAAUUUCAAAGGCAAAUUUCUGAUUCUGAGGCUACAUGGCAGUCUCUAUUAAAAGAGAAGGAAAAGGAAUUAUUUGAGAAACUUGCUGGAAACAAAGAGGAGUUUAAAAAAAUGAUGGAGGAAAAAAAUAAAGACUUUGAGAGCAUUCUGGCAGAGAAAGACGAAUUACAGAGAAAGCUUUCCGAGUGCGAUUCCAAAUUCCGAACAAUUAUUGCAGAAAAAGACAAAAUGCUGGUACAAGAAGCAGAAAAAGCAUUGGAACGGCAUAAUUUGGUGUUAAAUGAGAAGUGUGACUCCCAGAAAGCAAUUAAGGAAAUGGAGUCUGGCCUGCAGAGCAUCAUUGCAGAGAAAGAUAAACUUCUGAGACAGGAGGCAGAAAAGUAUGCAGAACUGAGUCAAAUGUUAGAGAAGGAAAAGUGCGAGUUCCAUCAGAGGAUCAUGGAAAAAGAAGGCACCCUGCAAAAGAAUUUGAGCACCAUAGAGGCAGAGCUCUCUCAGAAGUUACUUGAAAAGGAAAACGAGUUGCAAGCAAAGUUGACUAAAAAAGAUGAGGAAUUCCAAGGUAGGUCAGCAGAAAAGGAAAUGGAAUUUCAAAAACUCUUAAUGCUUAAAGAAGCUGAAUUUGCUGCAAAGUUGACUGAGCAAAACAAGCAGUUUCAGGAUUCCAUGAAAGAACUUCAGAAUAAGCUGGCGGAAAAUGAGGCAGUUUUACAGAAACAGACUCAGAUGGAGACUGAAUUAAAGAAGCAGCUGACUGUGUUAGAGGCUGACCUGAAGAUGCUUACUGUGAAAGAAGCAGAAGAUUGCAAGGUACUAGCAGAGAAAGAGAAGCACUUAUGCAAGAUCCUGAAAGAUAAAGAUGCUGAAUGUGAAGAAAAAAUGACAGCAUUAAAAAGAACAUUACAGAGUAAUUUCUCUGAAAGAGAAGUACAGCUGAUGAAAAUUUAUUCAGAGAAAGAGAGAGAUAUUCAGGAAAUCUUGGCAGAAAGGGAAUCAGAGUUGCAAAAUUUAGUGGCAGGAGAGGGAGAGUUCCAAACAGUUCUGGCAGAAAAAGAUAGUAAAGUAAAUGUUUUAGAGAAACAGCUGGCAGAAAUGCAGAACACAUUAGAGAAAAAAGAAAUUCAUUUUCAACAUGUUCUGGCUGAGAAAGAGGCAGAAUUAGCACAAAAAGUUGAAAGAGAAAAAGAAAUGAAUGCAAAACUUGUGGAGAAAGAAGCUGAAACAACACAUAGAUUGUCACUGCUAGAAGCUUGCUUGGAAAAGGAAAGGGCCAAGAUGGAGCAGAUGAAGGAAGAGCUUUUGUCUCUAAAAACAGAGCAAGACAAGACUGAAUGUGAUGAGAAGAAAACACUUGCAUUGCUACUAGAAAAAGAUCAACAUCUUAGAUGUUUGGAGCAAAAAUUGCAGGAUGCCUCAUCCACUAUUUCUUCACUUGAGGCUGAUCUCACCAUUGAGAGAGAAAAAUGCUUAGAUCUGGGUGAGACGCAAGACAGACUUCAAGAGCGAAUUCAGAAACUAAUGUCCUUGAAUGAACAGAUGGAGAUAUUACUUGAGGCAAAACAAAAAGAGCUUGCCCAGCAGCUUAUCUCAUCCAGCAGCAUGGAGAAAAGUUUGGAUUUGCUCCAACAAAAAUUGGAACAGCAACAAACAUGUGCUUCCAUGGCAGAGGUAGAAAAGAAUCAUCUGCAAACCAGAAUCAGCAACCUUCUCUUAUCAGCCGAGAAAGAAAAGAAGGCCUGGGAAGAGAGGAUUCAAGAAAAAGAUGCUUUGAUUGCAGGCCUUCAAAGCACAAUAGCAGAGCUUCAGAAGUACAUAGCAGGGGAGGAGACUGAAAUGAAAGAAAAGAUGCAGCUGCAAAAUGAACAGCUCUCAAUAAAGUUCAAAGAUGAGAAGUGCAGGCUACAAGAUAAGUUGGACCAAGUUAAAAAAGAACUGGAGAUGUUGCAGCAAGCCUCAUCAGAAAAAGAACAAAGUAUGGAAAGUAGAUUUUCUGCCUUGGAAGAAAAAGCAAACUUGGAAGCAGAAAAAGCAACUCAUUGGCAGACAAAACUGGAAGAAAGCACCAAAAAGGUUGAUCAACUUACCAAGCAGAUGAAGGAGAUUGCAGAAGAAAAGAAAAAUGCAGAAAAUAGUUUGGCAGAUUCAGAAGAGUACUGGCGGCUGCAGCUAAAGAACUUGCAGGAGGAAUUUGACAAUGCCAUGCAAAAGCAGCGUCAAGUUUUCAAGUCUGAGUUAGCAGAACAGCGGGCAGAAUACGAAACAAGGAUGUCAUCUGCCCUAGAAGAGCAAGAAGGGGUGCGUCUCGGGCAGAGGGCUUUGCUUGAGGAUCAGCUUGCAGCCUUGAAAAUCUCCCUUGGUGCCAAAGAACGGCUGCUGGAAGAAAAGGAGAUCCAGCUGCAAGAAAAACUGGCUGAGCUGGAGGCAGAGAUGAUGGUAAGACUUGGUGAGAAGGAGGCAGAGCUGCAGCAGGUUGUGCACAGGAAAGAUGAGGAGCUUGAAGCAGGUGCAAGGAGGGAGGCUGAGCUGUGCAGAAAGUUGUCCAGCAAAGAGCAGGAGCUGAAGGUGGUGGUGGUAGAGAAGGAAGCGGAGAUGCGCAGUAAGCUGACAAAACUGGAGCGGUGUUUAAAGGAGGAAGCAGAGUCUCAGCGAAGCAUCCGCACUCAGAUGGACCAUGAUCGAAGCAAAAUUCAGGAGCUGGAGGCACAGAUGACAAUUCUUCGUGCCGAACGCAUCGAGAGGGAGAAGGUUAUGCAAAAGAACAUUGAAGAAAAGCAGACAAGGAUCAUAAAACUUGAAUAUGCACUUGAGGAAAAGCAGAAGUCUCAUGUGGAACAGAUUGCCGAGCUGCAAAGAGAGACAGAAGAGCUGAAGGCUGAGCACCAAAAGUCAGUGAAGAGGACAGAAAAUCUGGAGCGGCAGCUGGCAGACCUUCGUACCCAGAAUUCUUUUGCCACACAAAGUGUGGAGAAGAAAGCAGAGAGGGUGCCAACAAGUUUCAGACUUAUAGAAGAGGGAGAUAACAUUUCCAUCAGCUCUCAGAAUCGAUCUACUCACUUCACUUUACACCCUCCACCACCUCAUGACCUUGACAUGUCCUUCACCAACAGUCUUCCACAGACGCCUGCAGAAGCAGAAAGGCAGUAUCUGUCCGUGUUUGACGAUAAAAGCAGUGGCCGUCCUAGCAUCUGCUCCAUUACCUCCAAAACCAGCAUUGUUCCAGUUGGCGCAGGCAAAUUGUUUUCAUGUGAAGAUGAGCCUGUCGAUAGUCCUCAGUUUGAAUGGGGAAGGCUUGAAGAACUGAAACGAAGAAAUACUCUAUGUCAGCCACACCUACGGUCUCAUUAUCCUGUGGAAACACAGGUGAUGGGAGGUGAUUUGUUCUCGGAUUCAAGUUCCAAAAUCAAGCGUAAGACUGACAGUGGUCCUGAUCCCAACAGUAAUUCAGCGCGCAAAGUGACACGGCAGGACACACCAAAGAGAAACAAAGGCAAGUCAAGCACGCCACGGCGGUCUCCUCGUUUCCGUGCCGCUUUAAAGGGAGAAGAUUCACAUAUGGACCCUCGCAGGCAAAGCAUAUCAUUUAGCGUGAACAUGUCACCUCCAAAAUUCAGUGGAUUACGCAAACUGAAAAGGCAACAGGCAUUCAUUGGCAACAAGGACCUGAAGAUGCCAAACUCCACCCCAGCUACGUCAACAACUGCCACAUCAAGCAGCACAGUAAACAGCACUACCAGCAAGCUGGCAAAGAGCAACAGAAAGCCACUUGGUGUUAAUAACUCCAUUCAAACACCUUUCUGACAACCCAAAAGCUGGUGGAUUUUAUCAAGAUACAACAAAUUGGCUGUGAGUGGACUCGUCACUGCUGCUAAGGACCACAAGAAUGCUUUGGCUGUGAUAGCUAAUGCUAGCACAUUUUAAACUUAAAAUAGCUAUAUGCCUUGAAAUAUUUACUUGUUUAUCAUGAAAUAUUUUGAGACAUGUAUGGAAAACAUGAGCUGGUGCUGACGAGAACAGCAUUAAAUACAAAACAGUGCUUUUUAUUUACCAGAUCAUACUUUGUACAGAAUACUUUAUUUCAGGUUGGGUAGGACAAAUCUGGGAUGUGGGUCACCUUGUUUUAACCAGUGGAAUUAUAAAAUGAAGGCAAGGUUUUGUAUAUUUUAUCAAAUUGUUAAACCAGAUUUAGCAAUUCCAUACUUGGUUAGCAGCCAGAAAAUGAGAAUUGUGUAUAUUAAUUUUACUCGUUGUGAAUGCUGGUGCAUGUAUCAUGGCCAAAUAGAAAGUGAUAUUUUGUAUGAAGUAUAUCACAGCUGUGCUUAAUGGCUCCAGUCUAUUGUUUCAUUCUCAUAAUUUAUAUUGUAUAGUUUUGAUUGCAGAAUGAAUAUUUAUUUAAAUUUUAGGUGGGAAAGUUACAAAGAUAUAUGUGAAUUUAAUGAUAGACCUGAAACAAAAAUGGCUUUUUCUUGUAACAUUUUAUAACAGUUAUUAUCUGCAGUAAAGAACCAAGUUUGUGAUAUAUGUAUAUCACCAAACAGUAUUGUAAAGACAUGUAAAUUUACUACUGAAAUAACAAUCCAUUUUGUUUUCCUUUUCACUUUUUACUCCAGUAAUUUAUUGCUAUUAAAAAAGAUCGAGUUUUAUGUGUAACUUGACCAACCUGUGAAUAGGCAUUUGUGUUUUCAGUACAUAGCCACCAUAGAAAUAAGGUUUAGAUACUUCUGUACCUUUUUAAAGAAAAAAAAAUGAAAAUGAUUGCAGUUUGUUUUUAGCAUAAUCAGGUUAACCUAAGCUACUUUUAACCUCGCAGUGUACAUUGGGCUUUUAACUUUUGUCACUACUGUUAAGACUAGAUGCAAUGCACCCAGACUUUCAAGUGACACAGAAAACUGAACUAGCCUGUUGACAACUUUGAAUAUAAUUUCACAUUGCACUUUGUUUGCAUGAAAGUUGUUAAAUAUGUGUAGUUAACCUUGCUGUGUAGUUUUAAUAUGUGUAUAAGAUUCAAAAAGGAUGUUGUGUACAUUUAGUAUUGUGAUCUGCUGCUUAUAAUUACUGUCUCAUUGCAUUUAGAGAAGCAGCCUUUCUGCAGAGGACAUCUAAAACAGUUUAAGAGCAGUUUAAGAUUGGUGUGUUGCAUAGCAGAAGUGGAGAUUUUGAUUUACUCUAGGGAUGGGUUUGGUUUAGGUGCUUUUGGAGACAUAAAUUCCAUGAUACCAAU